This is a messenger RNA of Carassius gibelio (silver crucian carp), 632 nucleotides long. Its product is annotated as 28S ribosomal protein S17, mitochondrial. NCBI's taxonomy places the organism in Eukaryota, Metazoa, Chordata, Actinopteri, Cypriniformes, Cyprinidae. Bases 142 to 561 code for a protein of 139 amino acids. Gene Ontology annotation, cellular component: ribosome; mitochondrial small ribosomal subunit. The transcript has 3 exons. Gene Ontology annotation, biological process: mitochondrial translation. Gene Ontology annotation, molecular function: structural constituent of ribosome. The record is from RefSeq and is a predicted model, not a curated record.
CUUUGCCAAUCCGUAUUACGUCAUCAACAUGAGCCACGAGGCUUGACAUUCAGACGCAUGCUGAAUGUUUUCAUGAGUUUUUGACCUUUACAAAAACGUUUUCCUUUACAGGGACCCCGGGGACUGUAAAACAUAUACGGCAUGUCCACGCGUCAAGCAUCGGUCCACGCGAAAUGGAUCAUCGGUCAGGUGAUCGGAACCAAGAUGAAGAAGACGGCGAAGGUUCGAGUCACGAGACUUGUGCUCGAUCCGUACCUGCUCAAGUACUACAACAAGAGGAAGACAUACUUUGCCCACGAUCCUUUGGAGCAGUGCACUAUUGGGGAUGUUGUUUUGCUGAAGGCUUUGCCGGAGAAAAGAUCCAAACAUGUCAACCAUGAACUCGCAGAGAUUGUGUAUAAAGUCGGGCAGGUGGUCGACCCGCUCACUGGGAAGAGGGUUGCUGGGACGCAGUAUUUGGAGCCACUUACGGAAAGCACAGAAGACACAGAAGUAUCUUUAACGGAGAAACUGGAGCAGCUAAACAUUACUGCCUCCACUACACCUCCUUCAGCCUCUUAGAAUUGUGUUUGUCCUUAAUGUAUGUACAGAACUCAUGUCCUGAUUUUCACAUAAAAUCACUGUGACUAGUA